Messenger RNA from Grosmannia clavigera kw1407, 1704 nucleotides. Its product is annotated as high affinity methionine permease. NCBI's taxonomy places the organism in Eukaryota, Fungi, Ascomycota, Sordariomycetes, Ophiostomatales, Ophiostomataceae. Gene Ontology annotation, molecular function: L-amino acid transmembrane transporter activity. Gene Ontology annotation, biological process: amino acid transmembrane transport. The transcript is spliced from 3 exons. The coding region runs from base 1 to 1704 and encodes 567 amino acids. The record is from RefSeq and is a predicted model, not a curated record. Gene Ontology annotation, cellular component: membrane.
AUGCCCUCCUAUGGCAGCACGCGGAGAAAUGGCGUCGAUGCAGCCAAGGGCCCUCCCACGAGUACUUCCGUGUUUGCAGUCCCCAACAGCAGCAGUAGCAGCGCCUCGACACCACUGCUGCAGUCAAUUGACGACGCAGACGGCAGCAGCCCACACGAUGAUCACCACGAGACCGUCCCUGACGAGCAUUCGCCAGAGCGGCGGCUGGGCAUCGCCGGAACUGUCUUUCUCAUUCUCAACAAGAUGAUCGGUACCGGUAUCUUCUCCACUCCUGCCAGCGUCUUUGCAGCGACCGGUUCGGUCGGCCUGUCAAUCCUCCUCUGGAUCGCUGGAGGCGUCAUCAUCAUGGCCGGACUCAGCACGUACCUCGAGUUCGGCCUGGCCAUCCCGCGGUCCGGUGGCGAGAAGAACUAUCUCGAGCGUGUCUACCGCCGCCCGCCGCUGCUGGCCACCUGCAUGCUGGCGUCGCAGAUGGUUCUGCUGGGCUUCUCGGCCGGAAACGCUCUCGCUUUUGGCCGAUACGUUCUCUAUGCCGUCAGUGAUGGCGGCUCCAUGGGCGCGACCGACGGCUGGCUUGCCCGCGUCAUCGGCGUCGUGCUAGUCAUCGUCGUCAUCGGCCUGCACUCGGUGGCACCGCGCUGGGGCAUUCGACUGUUCAACACCCUCGGCGUCUUCAAGGUCGGCGUGCUAGCCUUCAUCGUCGUCACCGGCUUCGCUGCUCUGGCCGGCUAUCGCCGAGUGCCCGACCCGCACAACUUUGACCGGCCCUUUGACAUGAGCGAUCUCGGCCGCUACGGAGGCGGUGGCGCCUAUGCCUACGCAUCCGCGCUGCUCAGCAUCAUCUACAGCUUCAAGGGCUGGGAAAACGCUAACUACGUACUGUCCGAAGUUCGCAACCCGCGCCGGACUCUCAUGGUGGCUGGCCCGCUGGCUGUUGGCCUCUGUACUGUGCUCUACGUCCUCGCCACCGUCGCCUACUUUGCCGCCAUCCCAGCCGACGACCUUGCCGCUUCCGACGUUAUCGUGGCCGGCCUCUUCUUCCGCAACGUCUUUGGCGACGGCGCCGCCGCUCGUGUGCUGCCCAUCUUUGUCGCUGUCAGCAACCUCGGCAACGUCCUGGCCGUCAGCUUCGCCCAUGCCCGCUUCAAUCAGGAACUGGCCCGCGAAGGCAUCUUGCCCUUUAGCCGUCUUCUGGCAUCCAGUCGACCAUUCAACUCGCCGGCUGCAUCCCUUAUUCUGCACGGGAUCAUCACUAUCAUCAUUCUGGUGGCUCCGCCCCCUGGUCCUGCCUACAACUUCAUCAUCAAUCUCUACGUGUAUCCCGGCACGGUGGUCAACAUAUUUGUCACCGGUGGCCUGUUGUAUCUGCACUACAACCGCAAAAAGGAGGGUUGGUUGUCGCCCUGGCACACACCAUGGCCCGUUGCCAUACUGUUCCUCUUAAGCAACGUCUUCUUGAUGAUGGUGCCCUUCUGGCCGCCGGCACCAGGGUGGGACCCGGAAGGCUACCCAUACUACAUAUUCCCUGUCGUUGGGGUCGGUGUCCUGGUGCUUGGCGCUGUAUACUGGCUGGUGUGGACCCAGAUCGGUCCGUGGCUGGGCAGCUACCGACUGGAACCAGAGCAUGUGCGGGGCGAUGAUGGUAUCACCGUCGUGCGGUAUAAGCGGGUGAAGAAGGAUGAUGCUGAGGAAGUGGAACAGUGA